AUUUUCCUCGAGAUUGAUUCUCUCAACUCGUCCGUCAGUGGGGAGAGUAGGAGUUGAAUCUGCUUCCGGGCUGAGUUUUUGCUACUACACUAUGGUGCCUUUGUAGACGUGCCUAUGUUCUCUGUACCGCAAACUAUUUGCGCUAGCGGCCCCGAGCAUUCCGCUAUGUUUCCCUGCAUCCAUGAUCGCGACAUGCAACUAGCGCAUCUGCUAGAGCCGAGCCCACUGAUCUCAGACUAGGUCAUUUCAUUCCACGACCCUCGUAGCUCACUCCGUUAGGCCUCCUUCCCCGAGAGAAUUCCCAUCGUUCCGCGUUUUCUGGCAUACCGCAUCGUCACGAUGAGCCUGUUCGCACGAAAGGCCAUGACACACCGUGAGCCGGUAGCGCGGCAUGUGGCCAUGCUGUCAGCGCUCGUGCUGUGGCUGUGCGUCGGCCCCGCAUCAGCCGCUGAUUGGGAGGCCCUGGCGCGCGUGCUGGAUCCAAAGGGCUCGGUGCUCACCACGUGGACCAAUCAGCAAGAUCCCUGCUCGCCCACUCCCUUCACGGGCGUGCGGUGCGACGGCACCAACAACGUGGUGGCGGUGGACCUGGCGAAUCGCGGGCUGGGCGGGCAGGUGCCGGAGGAGCUGGUGCAGCUGUACGGCGUCACCACUGUCAACCUGCAGGGCAACGGGCUCACGGGCGCGCUGCCCACUUCGCUCAAUAGCCUCGCGAACCUGCAGGCGCUGCUGCUGUGCUGCAACCAGCUCGCGGGGCCGCUCCCUGAGUUGUCGUCGCUGUCGCAGCUGACGAUCCUGGACCUGUCGCACAACCAGCUGAAGGGCAGCAUUCCCAACUGGGUCUCCGCGCUCUCACAGCUGCAAUACCUGGAGCUGAACUCGAACCGCUUCAAGGGCUCGCUCCCGCGGUCGCUGUCGGCGCUCACCACCCUGCGCGACCUGCACGUGGACGGCAACAAGCUCAGCGGCAAGGUGUCUCAGUCGCUCGCCUUCCUCUCCGCCACCGGCGCAUCUUUCAACUUCACGCAGGCCCCUGGCGGCGCGCUAUGCGGACCCCCCGAGCUGGGCCUGCCGCCGGAAUGCGCCGCGCCGUCGACCCCCGCGCCUCCCGCCGGGGAUUCCGGUUCGUCGCAGCCUUCCGCUCCGCCCGCCGCUAACACCCCGGGUACUGGUUCGGGCGCUGACUCCGCCCCUGCCCCCAGCAAUGGCAAUUCCGCUCCUCUUUCCGCCGAGACUUCCGCAUCUCCCGCUGGCAACUCGUCGUCCACGGCGACGGCCCCGCCGUCGGGCGGCUCGAGCUCGGCGGUGGUGAUAGUUGCGGGCGUGCUUGUGGGCUUGGCGGUGCUGCUGGCGCUCGCCAUUGGGCUGCUGCUGUGGCGCAUGGGGUGGUGCGGACGGCGCAAAGCCGCGCGAGCGCUUUCCGGCGCCAAGUACGCACAGCCUCCUAAGGAUGCCGCCGAGGUGCGCCUUAAUAUAGUCGACGGGCCUAUCCCGCCCAGUAAGGCAACAGCCGCUUCAGGCGGCGGGAUCGACGCCGCGAAGCACGGGGAGGACCAGCCGCUUACCGCGUUCGUGCCGCCAGUGAUCCACGUAGCAGCCAAUAAGACGGCUCCUGACAACUCCACGUGGAAAACUGACGUCAGCCCGUCGCCGUCGUCACGACAUCCUUCCGCCUCGCGUCCGCCGCUCCCUCCCCCCCAUGCGGGCACAGUUCCCCCCUCCGCGGAAGGCAGGGGGAAGGGCGGAAGCAGCGGGGAUGGCGGGGACGAGAGCGGAGGGGUGGUGGGCAGGUAUGCGGCUGCAGUGGCGGCAACAGCGUCGACGGCGAGUUCAGGGGGGAGGGUGGGGGGAUGGGGGAAGAGACGGGGGAAAGCGGAGGAGGGGGAAGCGGCGAUCGGGAGUGUGGGAGCGAGCGUGGCGGGGGGCGCUGGCGCUGGUGCGGGCGCGGAACGGGAGGGGAAUGUCGGAAGUGCGGGCGGCGGGGACGCGGGUGAUGAGAGAUGCGUUGCGCCGGUGAGCCUUGCCACUGCAACCACAACCGCGAUAACCGCCGCUGCUCCCGCUCCUGCGCCUCCCGCGGGUAGUGAAAUCCCCCAGUCGCCGUCGUCGUCGUCCGCUGUCUCCGCGACCACCACCGCCUCCAGCGCCAUCAGCACCGCCUCGCGCGCACCACCGGCGCUUGCGGACGCCGCCGCGCCUGCCGCGGGCGGGCAAGGCGCAACGUCGGAAGCGCGCAGCGCGGAAGAGGAGACGCAGCAGGGGGAGGAGGGGGAGGGGGAGGAGGAUGAGGACAAGGGGAGCGAGUGCAGCAGCAGGAGCGCGUCUUCCUCCCCGACGAGCCGCUGCAGUGGCAGCGAGGGAAAAGGCGGCGAAAGCAAGGGCAAUGCGGCGGAGAGCAGCAUUGGCAAGGCGGGUGCGGGUGCGGGGGAGAAGGGCGUGGCGGCGGAGAGCAGCAAGAGCAACAGCCGGAGCGCGAGCACGGUGAGCAGCGCCGCAGCCGCUGCGGUGUCGAGGCUGCUGGGGCGGUGGCGGCAGUCGCACAAGGAGCAGCAGCACGGCGCGGGCAGUGCCAGCAAUUGCACGAGUGCGUCAACGCACGACGCGGCGGGAGGGAGCGCGGAGGAUGCGGCGGAGGGGAAGGGAAGAAGCGGGGAGGCGGACGAGGAGGUGUCGAGCAGCGAGGAGAGUGGGGAGGAGGUGGAGGGGGGCGGGGGCGCAGAGGCGGGGGAGGAUGAGGUGGUGGAGAGCGCGCCGCCGCAGCAGGCGGAGAUCAGCGGCGGCGAGCGGAUGAGGAGUUUGCCCUCGUGGGCCGCAGCUGCCAGAACAGGCACGGCUCCCGCCGCCGUCACCGCCGCCGCAUUUGGCGCUGCUGGUAUUGCGGCAGCAGGGCAGACAGGGGGGUUGCAUGAAAGUGCAAGCAAGGAGCCGGCUAGCCCUGUGAUGACUCCGCGGACCAAUCACGGCGUGUCACCUGCGCUGUCGCCGCAACUGCACCCGCCCGUCAUCAUUCCCCCCGUUGUCCCCCUCCCCUCCCUCCGCUCGCUCCCCGCCGCCUCCCGCUCCUCCGCCGCGGCUGCCGCCAUGCCGCGCGUGUCUUCCGCUGGAGGGAGUGCGGGAGGUGCGGCGGCAGCUGCCAGGGCGGUCGCCACGUCACCGCAGCAGCAGCUGCAUCAGCAGCCGCCGCCGCCACAACUCGCGCUCGACGACGCCCUCCGACUCCCGCCCGCAGCCGCCGCCGCAAACGCGGCGGUAGACCCGCUGCCUCCUCCGCCUUCCCUCCUCCCCGCGUCUGCGCCAGGUGCAGCGGUGGCGGGACUGCGCCCCGCGUACGGCGCGGCGGGGCGGGCGCUGAGAGCGGCGGACCUGGAGGACGCGGAGGACAGGCAGGCGGACGGCGAUAGGAGGGGGGAAGUGGGCGCGGGUGGCUCCGCCGCUUCCGCCUCUGCCGCUGGUGCGCAUCUCGCAGACCUGUCACUGUCGCCGGCAUCUAGAAUCAACGGUUCGGAUGGCAUUGCGAUGCAAUCUGACGACGGGAGUUGCGCGGGGAGCGUAGCGGGCGCGGGCGGGGAGCUGCGGUGGUUCUCGUUCGGGGAGCUGGCGAUGGCGACGAACGAGUUCGGGCGCAACGCGCAGCGCAACGUGGUGGGCGUUGGGCGGUACGGCACGGUGUACCGCGCGCGGCUGGCGGACGGCAGCACGGCCGCGGUGAAACGACUGUCGCAGUACAAUCCCGACCAGACCCCCCGCGAGUUCCGCUUCGAGGUGGAGACGCUGGCGACGCUGCGCCACACAAACCUUAUUGCGCUCAUCGGCGGCUGCUGCGCCGAGCCUGGCGAGUGUGGCUCGGCGGCGGGCGCGGAGAGGAUGCUGGUGGCGGAGUACGCGGCCAAUGGGAGCCUGGACACGUGGCUGCAUCCUGAUGACGCCACGGCGGGAGCCAAUGGCGGGGCGCAGAUGGAGGCGAUUGAUUGGCCGAUGAGGAUGCACGUGGCUGUGGGAUGUGCGAGAGGGCUGGCGUACCUGCACGAUGUGCGCGUGGUGCACAGCGACGUGCGCGCGGCCAACGUGCUGCUGGACCACGGCUGCCACGCACGCCUCUGCGACUUCGCCUUCUCGCGCAUCGUCGGCAGCGACCCCAAGCACGCCACCGCGCGCCACGCCCUGCGCUCCUUCGGGUACAUGGCCCCCGAGUACAUGAACACGGGCGUGCUGACGGAGCGCAGUGAUGUGUACAGCUUCGGUGUGCUGCUGCUCGAGAUCAUCACCGGCAGGCCGCCCAUCGACAGCCAGCGACCCUCACACGAGUCGAACCUAGUGAAGUGGGCGAAGCAGAUGGCGGCGGAGGGUCGCUUCCUGGACAUGCUGGACCCGCGCCUGUGUGCGCCCGAUGCCGUGGCGGCGCCCGUGGCCAUCGAGGACGCCACGUAUGUGGUGGGCGUGGCGCUGCGGUGCCUGGAGCCCAACGCGCUCAAGCGCCCCAAGAUGAAGCAAGUCGUGCACAUGCUCGAGAGCGAGGACCCCAGCCUGAGGGAGGACUGGGUGGCAAGGCGGCCAUCCGUGACCCCCCGUGCGCUGCGCGACACGAGCCCCUCAUGGUCCGCGGCGCGGGCCUUCACCGACUCCCCCGCGCGCACCAGCCCACGCUUCGCCCACUCCUCGCCGCGCCACAUCGACCCCACCUCGCCCUUGACCGGUUCUGCCGCUGCCGCCUACAGCACUGCCAUGGGCUCAGGUACUGGUGCUGGCAGCAAUGGCGCUGCUGCCCCUGGGUCCGCCCCGUUCCGCGGUGCGAGUCCGCGCAGCGGGUUCUCCCCCACGGCGGCCAGCCCCAAGGCGGCUGACAUCGGCAGCAUGAUCACCAGCGCUGCCAUGCGUGGGAGCAGCCCACACCAUGCGGGGCACAGCAACAGCAGCAACAAUAUUGCCAUGGGGAACACACCCACCCACAGUGCCACCACUGGUCAUAGCCCCACUGCUCCGUCCCAUGGCUCCUCCUCACCCUACCACACUGCCACACACCCCAGCACAUCCCCGUACCAUCAGCACCAUCAUACGCAUGGCUCUGCUGCAGCAGCCGCUGCACUGGCAGCUGCAGCAACCACAGGGGGGUAUGGGCAGAGCCCUCCGCCCUACCGGCUGCAGACUGGCAGCCCCGCCUCAGCAGCAGCCACGGCAGCAGCAGGGGCGUACGGGCAGAGCCCACCGCACUUUGGGCAGAGUCCCAGGGCUGCAGCUUUCCUUGCAGGCAUUGCAAGUGGUGCAGGCAGUGUAGGUGGCGCCAGUGCUGGUGCAACAGGGGCUGGGUAUGGUGCUGCUGGGGGAGGGAUGGGCAUGGCUGUAGGGGGCAUGUAUGGGGGAGGCAUGGGAGGACCAGCAGCAGGAGGGGUAUAUGGGCAGAGUCCCAGAGCACCAGGGUACUACGGGCAGAGCCCUAGAGCAUCUUCAGUGUACGGUCAGAGCCCCACUGCUCCCUCGUACUACGGCCACAGCCCCACUGCCCGGGGCACCAGCCCGUCUUCUGCAGCAUCACGCGUUGUGGGGUCAAGCCCCAGGGCUCUCAACUAUGGGGGAGAUGGCACUGCGGGGAACAUCAUUGCGAGCCAUGCCAUGAGCAUUUCCAGCCGUCGGAUGCCAUCGUGGAGCAGGAGAUAAAGUGUGUGGGGGGGCAGGGCGAUGGGGAGUUCACAGUGGAAUAGAGGUGUGUUGUAGUGUGGAUGUAAAAAAGAAGAGGUGUGUGCCUUUAUUACAGCAAUAAUAUAGUAAGCUUCUUUAGGGCGUAUUCCCAUUUUACCGUGUUCAGUACCAGGAACCUAACUUUGCGAAUCACC
Molecule: messenger RNA, 5828 nt
Organism: Closterium sp. NIES-67
Lineage: Eukaryota; Viridiplantae; Streptophyta; Zygnematophyceae; Desmidiales; Closteriaceae
Source: the annotation of a GenBank genome assembly